UGUGGACAAAUAGGCUUACAAGUGUCUCUAUGGCAACGGUGGAUCGUAAAGAGCUACAUAAGCACUUCAUCAGGGGCCAUGAUCCAACGGCUCCCAUUGGAGAUGGUGCCCCCAACCUCCCGCAACAAGUAAAGGCAGGCCAGAGAGGCUCCUGGGAGGAGGAGGGGAGAGCGAGAGGUGGCGAUAAUGCUGAGAGAGGAUGGAAGAGGAGGCGAGAGAAAAACCAUUUCUCCUCUCUCUUCUCUCUGCGUUUCAUUCAGCCAGUCUCUUCGACAUCCACCCAGCUCUUCUGCUUCCUGAGGACUUUUACUGUUCGGCUCUACGGUGAUUUUAUAUCUUGUGGAGACCAAAGAAAACUUCAGAAACAAGGAAGAGGGAACAGUGAAGGAGGACGCGGCCAUGGCCUCCUGGUUCAGCUGGAACGAGCCGUAUUACCGGACUCCCCGCCGGGACCCGGCCAACGUGGUUACCGACACCCUGAUGCUCGAGUUCAGCUGGCAGCUGAAGGAGUCUGAGAAGCAGCAGAGAGAGAGGGAGAACGAGUACCGACGCACGAAGACUGGGGUCGACUACAGCUGGCUAGCCAGCACGCCCCGGUCCACCUACAACAUCAGUACAGGCGAGAGACUUGGCCUGGAGGACCUCUGUGCCAAGGUGCCCCCAUCCUGUUGUGGGCUGGUCAUACUCAAGUUCAGGGAGGCCAUGCAGGCCAAUGAGCCCGAAGUGCAUGACGUUUCUGGUCUGUUUCGCUCUGUCCUCAUGGAGGCUCUGGAUCACCUGAAGGAGGAGCAGGAGGCGGAGCGACUUGCUCGCCAGUGGAACAACAAACGUGCCAUGAGCGUUUCCCUCAUGAACUUUAGAUCGCGGAUCAAGAUCAACCCGUUUGGAAGCACAGUGGGCCUGACCUCUGCUGCAGCUGAAGGGGCGGGUCUAAGCGACCUCAAAACCGUGUCAGAGGACGUGGAGAGAGGGAUGGACAAGGACGAGAAAAUGCAGAGAGUGUGGAGCAUGCCUGACUUUAGAUACAAAGGAACCGGCAGCAGUAAGAUUGUUUGAUGCGGGAGUUCACGGGACAGAGAUGGUGAUGAUGAUAAUGAUGAUGGUGGGACGUUUCAGUAGGACUAAUGCUUUGUAGCAGUGUCCACUUUUGCACCAGGAGAGAGGAUGAGUCCAUCUGUCCUCCUGGUUUUACAGUACAGUACCAAUCAGCAUUUGACCCUGCUUUACUCUUAUAUCUGAAGUGUCUUUUUUCUAGUUUAUCAUAUUUUAAAUAUUUUUUAGUACUUGAAAGAAUUUUCAUGAGAUUAUCACUACUUGAAGUGAUGCCUCUUUCAUUUUGCAGAGAUUUGGCAUCUAAGCACUGAGGGCUUUUUAAUGUAGCCUAAUAGGGAAAUUAAUCGAAUUUAAACUGCUGUUUAUUGGGAGGAGAAACUUGGUGCUAGGUCAGACUACACAGGCAGGGCUGGGCUAUAAAUUUUGUUCAUACAGUUUUUGUAUAGAAGGAAAAUAGUCUUAAAACAAAUGACUUAAUCCAAUGAGAAGGUGAGUCACGCGUUCCCUCCUGAACUGCACAGAAGGACCCAGGAACAUAAUUCAUCAUCCAAGGUCGGUGAACUGAAAGCUCUCUUUCUGUGCUCUUUAUUUGCAAGAGGAUGUUGGAGGGGAGGGGUUGGGGGAAGAGGAAUUAAUCAUCAAAGGCUGUCAGAUCAAAGUAAAAGCUUUGACGCACUUUAA
Molecule: messenger RNA, 1734 nt
Organism: Neolamprologus brichardi
Lineage: Eukaryota; Metazoa; Chordata; Actinopteri; Cichliformes; Cichlidae
Gene: rd3
Product: retinal degeneration 3, GUCY2D regulator
Source: RefSeq, a predicted model, not a curated record